Dibothriocephalus latus is the source of this 594-nucleotide messenger RNA. The record is from the annotation of a GenBank genome assembly. Lineage: Eukaryota; Metazoa; Platyhelminthes; Cestoda; Diphyllobothriidea; Diphyllobothriidae.
CUGCCGACCUUCACCUUAUUUUGCGCCGCAGCUUCUGAAGAGGCAGCUAAUGACCUCCUUCGCAGGUACACGGGCGACUCUAAGGCCACUGCGUCCGACACCGCCGCCACCUGUGGCUCUCCUUCGGGUGAUCUCCGCACAGUCUGCCGCUGGGCUGCCGUUCUGCGUUCGGAGCUCACAUCGGCACGUGCUAAGAUUCAGCAGUAUCGCACCGAAGCGCAGCGCCUACGUCGCAUGCAGGCAGCGGCCACAAAAAGAGUGCUAACUGCGGAGGCGCGUUGUGCUGAGCAGAGGGAACGCCUACGUCAUCUGCAGUCCGAACUGACUACAGUUAGGUCUGCACGGUGUAGCACCCCCGCCUCGGUUGCAAUCGUUUCACCAGCAAUCUCCAUGCCCUCAACUCCCCAGGUGGGUGGUUCCUCGACCCCCGCGGAAAGUGUCGGCCUAAAAACCUGUCUACGGUACGUAGAUAUGAACACCCCAGACCUGGAUGCACUGUCCUGGACACCCAAGCAGAAUGAGGCGACUGCAAAGGUGGGUCUGCCUGAGAACGCCUUACUCCUGUUUUUGUCCCUCAAAGGGAAAUUAGUCUGA